AUGAUUUUUCCACGAAGAAUUAUUGUCCUUACGUUUUACACGUCACUGACUAUCGGAGCAACGGCACAGUACGCAUCACCUCAACAUAUCAGGAGCUCUGGUGAUCCUCAGACAGUCGCUAUCAACUGGACAGAUGCAUCCAACGAUUUGGGCAGACCUGGUUCUUACGGAACGCUGGCUGUUCCCCUCGACUACAAUUCGCCACAAUCGGAGAACAACACGCUCAUUCUCGAUAUCUUGAAAGUUGAUGCGACGAAAGAGCCUAGGUUAGGGAGCGUCUUGACGAACUGGGGAGGGCCCGGGUUGGAUGCGAUGUCUUGGCUGUCUUCCCAGGCUCGUUACGUCCUCGCUAUGACGGGCGGACAGUAUGACAUCAUUGGUCCUGACCCGCGAGGCACAGGAAAGACGUUGUCCGUCGACUGCUACAAAGAUUCGGAGGAACGAACGCGUGCCUGGUUACUAACACCCGCGAGUACUAAUUCAUCUGACGCAGCAUUGGGUGCUGCUUGGUCGUACAACGAACAGUUCGCACAACAUUGCUUCCAGAACGAAAGGGUGGCUGGAUCUGUGAUGAGCACAGCGUUCGUUGCCAGAGACUUUAUGAAGAUAGUCGAUGCCCUUACUUUAGAAGGCGAAGACGGGCUGCUGCGGUACUGGGGGAUAUCAUACGGCACAUAUCUCGGGCAGAUUCUCGCUGCUAUGUUCCCAGACAAGGUCGAAAGAAUGAUGCUUGACGGAGUUCUCAACCCGCUCGAAUAUCAGCAAGGAUGGGAGACGGGCCCAUCUGUCUCAGCAUCAGUAAGCUUAAAAGAAUUCACAAAGCAGUGCAUCGAUGCUGGGCCCGUCUGUGCCCUAUUCCGCCCCAAUAUCUCCGCGAAUGCAUUAUACAAACGAAUUCAGGAUCUAAAAGAGAGUGCUAAACACGUCCCGAUCGUCAUGGGUCCUAACAUCACGACCGAUAUUGUCACCUACGACGAAAUCGCAGAGGCCAGUGAUACAGCGCUUCGUUCUGGUCUAGCUUUCGGGCCUUACUUGGCUGGCUAUCUCAACAGUAUCAUGAUCCGCGAUACUUCCGAAUAUAACCACACCCAGUAUGUGGCGAACCGAUCAAUGAUUGUGCGGGACAAUACGUUCAAUGCAGACAGUACGCAACUCAUUCGUUGCUCUGACGCCAUGCUACGUGCUGAAGAGCUCGCCGAUAUCGAGCACCACGUCCAAAAUCUAACGGACUUGGGUGAUUGGAACAGUGAUUACAUCAUAAGCUCGUACAUGCUAUGUUCACAGUGGAAGAUCCAGGCAAAAGAACGCUACGAGGGUGAUUUUAGAGCGAAAACGAGAAAUCCCGUACUACUCAUCGGUUCGCCAUAUGACGGUCGCACUCCAAUCUCUGGGGCGUUUGCAGCGAACAAGACUCUUGAAGGAAGUGUGGUACUACAACACAACGGUCUGGGGCAUACUGUCAUGUAUAGCCCGGGGAUCUGCGCGAUCGCUGCUAGCGCUGAUCAUUUCGUAAAUGGAACUAUGCCCAAAGAAGGUACUGUCUGUGAGCAAGACUUCACAUCCUUCUCUGGAAAAGGCAUGUCUGAUACUCUCGACUUACUCGGAGAGUUUUGA
Molecule: messenger RNA, 1614 nt
Organism: Alternaria alternata
Lineage: Eukaryota; Fungi; Ascomycota; Dothideomycetes; Pleosporales; Pleosporaceae
Exons: 5
Coding region: 1-1614 (537 amino acids)
Source: RefSeq, a predicted model, not a curated record